AUGGCUGCCGGUAAGGACAGUAGUGGUAUAGAAGUGGCUGCUGAGGAUGGGCGGUGUCUUCACCUGGGGAUUCCUGAAGCUGUGUUUGUGGGAGAUGUGGAUUCCUUUAUGAAACAGCCUGGGAAUAAGACUGCAGAUACAGCAUUAAAGACACUGGAUGAACAGUAUCAGAAGUAUAAGUUUAUGGAAUUCAACCUUGCCCAAAAGAAAAGGCUAAAAGGUCAAAUUCCUGAAAUUAAGCAGACAUUGGAAAACCUAAAAUACAUGCAGAAGAAAAAGGAGUCCACCAAUUCAAUGGAGACCAGAUUCUUACUGGCAGAUAACCUGUACUGCAAAGCUUCAGUUCCUCCUACUAACAAAGUGUGCCUAUGGUUGGGGGCUAAUGUAAUGCUUGAAUAUGAUAUUGAUGAAGCUCAGGUAUUAUUGGAAAAGAAUUUAUCAACUGCUACAAAGAAUCUUGAUUCUCUUGAGGAAGACCUUGACUUUCUUCAAGAUCAAUUUACUACUACAGAAGUCAAAAGGCCAGAGUUUAUAAAUGGGAUGUAA
This is a messenger RNA of Jaculus jaculus (lesser Egyptian jerboa), 546 nucleotides long. Its product is annotated as prefoldin subunit 3-like. The coding region runs from base 1 to 546 and encodes 181 amino acids. Gene Ontology annotation, molecular function: tubulin binding. Gene Ontology annotation, cellular component: prefoldin complex; cytoplasm. The record is from RefSeq and is a predicted model, not a curated record. Gene Ontology annotation, biological process: protein folding; microtubule-based process; tubulin complex assembly. NCBI's taxonomy places the organism in Eukaryota, Metazoa, Chordata, Mammalia, Rodentia, Dipodidae. The transcript has a single exon.